CAAGGAAAACUUUGGGGACACCGGGAUCGAGGUUGGUGUUGUCUAUGCCAGGUGUACGGAUAAAGCCAAGUGCGCGUCUCCCGACGGCGGAGAGGGUGCAAAGGGGGCGCUGGGAGAAAGGACCAGAUUCUGGGGCUGCAUUAAGGGGCUUUCUAGGCGUGAAGAGUAGCCCCACCCGCCCCCGUGGGCCGAGAGGAAGACUCCCAGUGCAGAAAGUCGGCCCACGUAGCGGACUGGGGCAUCAUCUGGCCAGCUGAUCGAGGGGAGACCCAGCCACCCCACCCCCUCCUCUCCGGGUGCCCGGCGCUAAGACCCAGCAGGCGCGCCGUGGGCCCUGGCCGUCCCUCCGCCUGCCCGGCAGGGCCGUGUCUGCUCCGGGAGCCUCGGGGCAGUCGGCGGGGCAUGGCUCCCGCGGCGUGGGGGCUGCUGUGGCUGCUGCUGGGCAGCGCGGGCGCGCAGUACGAGAAGUACAGCUUCCGGGGCUUCCCCCCCGAGGACCUGAUGCCCCUGGCCGCGGCCUAUGGCCACGCGCUGGAGAAGUACGAGGGCGAGAGCUGGCGCGAGAGCGCGCGCUACCUGGAGGCGGCGCUGCGGCUGCACCGGCUGCUGCGGGACAGCGAGGCCUUCUGCCACGCCAACUGCAGCGGCCCGGCCACCUCGCAGCCCGCGCUGGGCCCCGACGGCCACGGCCACGACGGCGGCGAAGACUGGGCACGCGAGCUGCGGCUCUUCGGCCACGUCCUGGAGCGCGCCGCCUGCCUGCGACGCUGCAAGCGGACGCUGCCCGCCUUCCAGGUCCCCUACCCGCCGCGCCAGCUGCUGCGCGACUUCCAGAGCCGCCUGCCCUACCAGUACUUGCACUAUGCACAGUUCAAGGCGAACCGGCUGGAGAAGGCGGUGGCGGCGGCCUACACCUUCCUGCAGAGGAACCCGAAGCACCAGCUGACUGCCAAGUAUCUCGGCUACUACCGGGGGAUGCUGGACAUCGGGGAUGAGUCCCUCACGGACCUGGAGGCUCAGCCCUACGAGGCCGUAUUCCUCCGGGCUGUGAAGCUAUACAACAGCGGAGACUUCCGCAGCAGCACAGAGGACAUGGAGCGGGCCCUGGCCGAAUACCUAGCAGUCUUUGCUCGGUGUCUGGCUGGCUGUGAGGGGGCCCACGAGCAGGUGGACUUCAAGGACUUCUACCCAGCCAUAGCAGAUCUCUUUGCAGAGUCCCUGCAGUGCAAGGUGGACUGUGAGGCCAGUCUCACCCCCAACGUAGGUGGCUACUUUGUCGAUAAGUUCAUGGCCACCAUGUAUCACUACCUGCAAUUUGCCUACUAUAAAUUGAACGAUGUGCGCCAGGCUGCCCGAAGCGCUGCUAGCUACAUGCUCUUCGACCCCAAGGACAGUGUCAUGCAGCAGAACCUGGUGUAUUACCGAUUCCAUCGGGCUCGCUGGGGCCUUGAAGAGGAGGACUUCCAGCCCCGGGAGGAGGCCAUGCUUUACCACAACCAGACCUCUGAGCUUCGGGAGUUGCUGGAGUUCACACACAUGUACCUGCAGUCAGAUGAUGAGAUGGAACUGGAGGAGACAGAAGCACCCCUGGAGCCCGAGGAACCCCUGUCUGAUGCUGAAUUUGAGGGGGAGGGUGACUACGAGGAAGGCCUCUAUGCAGACUGGUGGCAGGAACCAGAUGCCAAGGGUGACGAGGCUGAGGCUGAGCCAGAACCUGAACUGGCGUGAGAAAGGGUUCACUGAACAACCCUUGAGCUCAGGGUGCAGACCAGAAGCAAGAACUAUUUAUUAAAAACUUAAAAUGGACAUAGCUGGCUCAGACCCUGCCCUGCCUCUUCUGUGUCCUGGGUCCAUAGGGUGGUGACCAAGCUGCUGACUGGCAAGUGAGCUGUUGAGGGGCUCUCCUCCCUGUUGCUCUACCAAGAUGGACAGUCUCUUGAAGAAGUUACCAGCUAGAAUCCCAGCCUGAGCUGCAGAGGGCCAGUGGGGUCAUAAAGAACACUAGGCCUGGAGUUCUGGCACUCAAUAAAGGCCAAAGUGGGUGCUCAAUAAAACGUGUGUUGAGUUGCCACACCUGG
Messenger RNA from Nannospalax galili (Upper Galilee mountains blind mole rat), 2078 nucleotides. It is a transcript of the gene P3h4, whose product is annotated as prolyl 3-hydroxylase family member 4 (non-enzymatic). Lineage: Eukaryota; Metazoa; Chordata; Mammalia; Rodentia; Spalacidae. The transcript is spliced from 8 exons. Gene Ontology annotation, molecular function: collagen binding; protein binding. The record is from RefSeq and is a predicted model, not a curated record. Gene Ontology annotation, biological process: peptidyl-lysine hydroxylation; collagen fibril organization. Bases 403 to 1728 code for a protein of 441 amino acids. Gene Ontology annotation, cellular component: endoplasmic reticulum.